Hydractinia symbiolongicarpus is the source of this 1393-nucleotide messenger RNA. RefSeq names its product corepressor interacting with RBPJ 1-like. Gene Ontology annotation, biological process: negative regulation of DNA-templated transcription. The transcript is spliced from 3 exons. Gene Ontology annotation, molecular function: transcription corepressor activity. The record is from RefSeq and is a predicted model, not a curated record. NCBI's taxonomy places the organism in Eukaryota, Metazoa, Cnidaria, Hydrozoa, Anthoathecata, Hydractiniidae. Gene Ontology annotation, cellular component: nucleus. The coding region runs from base 19 to 1059 and encodes 346 amino acids.
GUGCAAAUAAUAUUCAAAAUGUUUGGAAAAUUUAUGAACAAGAAGUUUUUUCAUCCUGGAUCAUACCCUAACCAAAAACAAAGAUGGGUCCAUGAGCAGAGAGCAGCUGCUAAAGACAAAAAUGAGCAAGAAAAGCAAGCAACAUACCAAAAAGAACAAGAAAAUUAUCAAAGUCGACUUCUGUCAGCCAAAUCAUCUGGUGACAAAUUGAAGCUUGAUCUGAAUUUCAUGUAUGAUUUGCCACCUGGGAUGAGAAAAGAUAACAUUGAAGAGGAAAAUGAAAAGGAAGAGGUCAAAUUUGAAUGGCAAAAACAUGCACCCCGAUCCAAAUAUGUAAAAGAUCUUGGGCUGGAAUGUCAAGAUCAGCCGUUCGGUGUUUGUGUUAGGAAUAUUCGAUGUUUCAAAUGUCGUGAGUGGGGGCAUCAAAACACAGACAGAGAAUGUCCGCUCUUUUUCUCAAACAGUCAAUCUGAAGCUAAUACAAGUUCAAGUCAAGCAGAAAAUCUUCGGCUGAGCGAUCCGCUGAGAUUAGUUGCUGAUAUGAAAAAACAACAUCGCAUUACUUUGAAGAGAUCGGUUAUUGGACAAGAAAUCGACCCUAUGGCGGAAAGCCAUCAGUUAGUGGAUUCUGAAGAUGAACUCACAGAGUUAGGUGAUAACGAUCUUGCUUACAUUGAAUCUCUAACAGACAAACAGAAGCGAAAACUUUUAAAAUCUUUAAAAAAAUUAGAAAAAAGUAAAAAGAAACGAAAAGAACGAAAGAAGAAAAAGAGAAGAAAAAAGAGUGAAAGUGAUGAAUAUGAAGAAAUGUGCAAGAGUUCUUCAGAUGAAAGUCAUAGGAGAAAAAGUCGUUCAAACACACGAAAAAGACAGAAAUAUAAUAAUGAUAGUAGACAAAACGAUUCUUCGGAUAAUGAUCAUGCAACAGAUACUUUUAAAGAAAUUCGCAAAUGUAGGGAACAAGCGAAACAUAAACACUCAGAGCAGCUCGCUUCAAAAAGAUCGAGAACAUAUGACAGGAGGGGUGAUAGGGAGAAAAAGCGUAGUAAAAAGUUGUGAAGCAAAAAUGUUUAUUGUGUAAAUAAAUAAUAGUUAUUAUUAUGUUUUUAUUUAUUUGUUUGUUUCCAGGGCUUUUGGAACACUAUAUUUUUAGUGCCUGAGAUAUUUUGUAGAUUUGAUUUUUUUGACGCUGUUAUGUCGGGCGAAUUAUCAAAAGCGUUUGAAUAGAGCUUGAUUUUUUAUGGAUUUUUCAAAAGUUUUUAUGUUUUGCAAUUUCUUGUUGUGUGUAUGUUUCCCCUCCCUUAUUUGUACAAAAUUUUUGCAGUUGCGAAUAUUUGAUGGGAUCACAGAUUGUAAAAAAAUUCAAAAAAUUGAUUAAAAUUGAUAUCAUUUU